UUCCAGGAAUGCGGAGGGCAGAUAAAAGUGUACACCAACUGCUGUCCCCAGUCCACAGACCGCGUCAUCCAGAUCACAGGAGACCGUGAGCGUGCCAUCCUCACCAUCACGCGAAUACUAGAGCUUAUCAAGGAGAGUCCCAUCAAAGGUUUGUACAACUCCUACAACCCACACAACUUCGACGAGUUCUUCGCCAGCGAGUAUGGUGGCUGGGGCGAGUCCCCAAGGGCAGGUUCCCCGGGGCCCCAUGGGGCGCGGUCCCCCCACAUGGUUCCAGGGGGACCUAUGGGGAGAGGCCCGAUGGGCCCCCCCGGCGGGCCCCCCGGACCCCCAGGACCUCCCCCUCCCUUCGGGAGGCGCGGGCCUAUGGGGCCGCCUAGAGGCCCCCCACCUCCCAUGCGAGGGCCGCCCAACGGAGAGUUCGACGGCAUGCGCUCCAAGGGGGGCAAGCCCUUCAUGAACGGCAGUGACCCGCACAACGGCGACCUGCCCACCACAUCCACUCAGGUGACAAUCCCGAAGGAUGCGGCCGGCGCCAUCAUCGGCAAGGGCGGCGCCCGGAUCAGGAAAAUCCGCUCCGACUCCGGCGCGUCCAUCUCCAUCGAGGACUCGCGGCCCGGCGUCAACGACCGCGUGAUCACCAUCUCGGGAACGGAGCCCCAGAUCAAGCACGCCCAGUAUCUCCUGCAGCAGAGUGUGCGCGAGUAUGGAGGCUACCAGGACCCACGAGGAGACUAUGAUCAUGACCAGCCUAGCGUUCGAGAGUAUGGAGGCAAGGCCGCAGAUACUGAGCGACGGUACCUCGUUCAACCAUCAUCAUCACCCGAUCUUGCGCGUUGAUGAAGCUUCUUAACACAACA
Messenger RNA from Penaeus vannamei (Pacific white shrimp), 860 nucleotides. The record is from RefSeq and is a predicted model, not a curated record. NCBI's taxonomy places the organism in Eukaryota, Metazoa, Arthropoda, Malacostraca, Decapoda, Penaeidae.